AUGGCAGCACAACCACCCACAGUCAACGUGGCCGACCCAGGCACGGCAGAGGAAACAAAGUUCCAGUCGUCGCACGACGGCCUCGAGUUUCGCACCCGAAAGUGGCUGCCCUCGACGAUUGCCUCGAAGCCGCCACGGGCCGCCGUCGUCUUUGUGCACGGCUUCAUCGAGCACGUCGGGCGCUACAACCACGUCUUUCCCUCAUUUGCCCAGGCAAACAUCUACGUCGUCGCUUUCGACCAGCGCGGCUUUGGCGAGACGUGGAGCAAGCACAAGGAGGCCAAGAAGCAGCAUGGCAACACGACGUGGAAGCAGCAAUUCGAGGACCUCGCGGACCUCAUCAAGCUGCAGCGCAAGGAGCUCGACGACAAGUUCGGAAAGGACGUCGUUCCUAUCUUCCUCAUGGGCCACAGCAUGGGAGGCGGCAUCUCGUUUGCGUUCAUGACCCGCGACGGCACCGCUGACGGCGGACCAGCGCAGGAGACCAAGGACAUGAUAAAGGGUGUCAUCAUGUCGAGCCCCUGGAUUACCCUCACCCACCCCCCUCCGGGAUUCCUGGUGCCACUGUUGAGGGGCGUGCUUAAGAUAUACCCCAACAUGCCCUGGUUUGCUGAGGUGGCGCCCAGGGAGCUGUCCAAGGACCCCGAGGUGGUCAAGUGGACCCAGGAGGACCCGCUCUGCGAUGGCCACGUGUACCUCAAGGCCAUCCUCGGACCCAUCACGGGUGGACCGACGUUCCUCACCGAGGGCUACAAGCGCUGGCCCAAGGAUGUGCCCAUCCUCGUCAGCCACGGCGACGCGGAUCCCGUGACGAACCCAAAGGCGAGCAAGGAGCUCGAGUCGAAGCUCGACGCAACCGACAAGGAGUACAAGUCCUGGCCCGGAUACCUCCACGAGGGAUGGCACGAGCAGGGCAACGAGAAGGUCGAAUACAUCAACUAUCUCGUCCAGUGGAUCGUCGCACGCACGUCGGAGAAGCCUCAGGAAUCGUGA
Molecule: messenger RNA, 993 nt
Organism: Acaromyces ingoldii
Lineage: Eukaryota; Fungi; Basidiomycota; Exobasidiomycetes; Exobasidiales; Cryptobasidiaceae
Product: alpha/beta-hydrolase
Exons: 3
Coding region: 1-993 (330 amino acids)
Cellular component (GO): membrane
Molecular function (GO): lipase activity
Source: RefSeq, a predicted model, not a curated record